Molecule: messenger RNA, 565 nt
Organism: Symphalangus syndactylus (siamang)
Lineage: Eukaryota; Metazoa; Chordata; Mammalia; Primates; Hylobatidae
Source: RefSeq, a predicted model, not a curated record
AUGUCGGUGUCGCCGUCGGUGACAGAUGGCGCAGUAUCUGUAUAUGCGAGGGGCAUUUCCGGCUUGACGUCUUUGAGUUCUCGUCCUCUCCAUCCCCCGGUGUCCCCCACUUUUAACUCUGCCGUCGGAGGCCCGCACGCCUAUCACGGGCGGUUACAUAACGUGACCUUUCACCUCUUCAGACUGCCCUCUAUGCUGCUGAGGAGUCGUCUUGACUGCCGGCCGCUGGGACCCGAAGCGGAGGUCGGCGGGGGGCUUCUGGGAGGCGCGGCAGUGUGCGCAGGAGCUCUGCGCCGUGGCGUUCCGCUCCAUGAGUGUCGCGCGGCCGCUCCUGCUGUGAGGGAGCCGGGGUUCGCGCCGCCCUCUCACCCCUCCCCUCCCCCACCCCACCCCCGGGCGCCUGGCGCUCGCUCCGGGCCGCGGGGCCUAGUGCUGCGCCGCGGGGCCGGCCCCAGCAGCCGCCAGUCCCCAGCGCCGCCGCCGCGAUGGCGCCGCUCCUGGGCCGCAAGGCCUUCCCGCUGGUGAAGCCGUUGCCCGGAGAGGAGCUGCUCUUCACCAUCCCGCA